AUGCCUAAAAGACCUCAAAAUUCCAACCAUAAUACAGAAAACUCUCAAAAAGUAAAUGUUUUGACUAAUGUCCCUCAAUCAUCUUCUUCUAACGUAACUCAAAUUGUUGAAAAUGAAGCUUCAGUUGAUAUUUCCCCAAACCAAGUUCAUGUCAAUUGCUCUACAAAUAAUGAGAAUAUUUUAUUGCGUACCGCAUUAGUGCAAAUAGAAUUCAGAGGUGAACGUUUUACUGUUAGAGCACUUAUUGACCCUGGUUCUCAGAGAACAUUUAUAGCGGAAAAGGUCAGAAGUCGCCUUCAGCUCCCGUAUCAAAAAUCACAUUUUGAAAUAGUUGAUAUAGGUGGACAAAUACAAUCGGCUAGUAAAGAAUACUUGACUAAACUACUUCCAACUUGCUCCUUUGAAAUUCCUCAUUCGAAGGAAUUUGAAGAAUUAGAUCUUGCUGACCCAACAUUUAAUAAAUCUUCUCAAAUAGACAUAAUUUUAGGAAACGAUUAUGAGCAUUUCAUAAAUAUUGAUGGUAUCAAAAAGAAUAUCUGCGGAUUGACGUCUGCUUACAACACAAUUUUUGGUUGGGUACUUAGUGGUCCCAUAAAAACCCAAACAAUUCAAUCAUUUACGACCUCAGUUGUCAUUUCAAAAACUUCCGACCUCAAUGCUCUCUUGAAAAAGUUUUGGGAAGAAGAGGAAAUACCCUCAAGUCGACCACAAUUACCCGAAGACGAAAUUUGUGAAAAUCUAUAUGCUCAAACAACAACACGUGAUGAGUCUGGUAGAUAUAUGGUAAGACUACCAUUCAAAAAAGAGUUUCCAGAAAAAAUAUUUCUUGGAUCAUCUCGAUUUGUAGCCCUAGCUCAGUAUUCGAGAAUGGAAAAAACUCUGUCUAAAGACCCUCAACUUCAGUGUCAGUACAAUGCUGUUCUAAACGAAUAUUUAGCUCUUAAUCACAUGGAAGAAACAUCUUCCUACGAAGUAAUAUCUCAGGGUAAAUACGGCUUAUAUUACUUACCUCACCACGCUGUGGUGAGACCCGAACACAAAACCACAAAAGUUAGAGUUGUUUUUAAUGCCUCGAGAAAAACGAAGUCUCAGUAUUCCCUUAAUGACGUUCUCUAUACCGGACCCACUCUUCAGAAUGAUUUAAUAACUAUUAUUCUCAAUUGGAGAAAAUAUAAAUACGUUUUCAGUGGCGAUAUACAAAAGAUGUAUCGCCAAAUCUUAGUACAUCCUGACGACAGGCCCUUUCAAAGAAUUCUAUUCCAAAAUAAACCCGAAAGCCCAGUGAAAGACUACCAACUCAAAACCGUAACGUUCGGUGUAAAUUGUGCACCAUACCUUGCAAUACGUACGCUUCUUCAGCUCGCUUCAGAUUCCGAACCCAAGUUCCCAAAAGCAGCAUCAGUUCUAAGAACAGAAGCAUAUGUCGAUGAUAUUCUUUCUGGUGGUUAUUCAGUGGAAGAAACAAUAUCGGCUCAAAAAGAAAUCAUAAAUGUCCUUAAAUCCGCUGGAUUACCACUUAAAAAGAUUACCGCUAACGAUCCUAAGUUGCUUUCUGACAUUCCGAAGGAAGAUCUGUACGAUGUAGAUUUUCUGCGCUUUCAAGAAUCGAGUUCUACCAAAACUCUUGGUAUAAAGUGGAAUGCAAUCUUAGAUACAUUCACUUAUAGUUUUUCCCAAAUUGAACAACCAAAAAAGAUAACUAAACGUCAAAUCCUUUCGUCAGUUGCGAAAUUAUUUGAUCCCGCUGGAUGGCUUUCACCUAUUAUUAUUAAAGCAAAAAUACUCAUGCAGCAGUUAUGGUUAGAAGGUUUAGAAUGGGAUGAUGACAUUUCCGAAGAAUCUCUCAAAAAAUGGAAUGAACUCGUUUCCGAUCUCGCUAAAAUAGAAUCAAUAUCCAUUCCCCGCUGGCUUCAAUAUAUGCCUUCAGACACAGUUCAAAUUCAUGGCUUCUGUGAUGCUUCUAAGGUAGCCUACUGCGCUACAGUAUAUAUCAGAUGUCAAACCAAAACACACAACAAUCGUUCAAAUCUGUUACUAGCGAAAAGUAAAGUAGCCCCUAUUCAAACUGUUUGCCUCCCACGUUUAGAACUCAAUGGCGCAGUAUUAUUAGCAAACUUAGUCAAAUAUGUUCAAACUUAUCUAAAUUUCUCGGACACAGAGGUUUUCUUGUGGACAGAUUCUUCAAUAGUUCUUAGUUGGCUCUCUAAAACUCCUUCAUCAUGGGAAACUUAUGUGGCAAAUCGAAUUGCUCAAAUUCAUCGUCUUGUUCCGAAGGCAAAUUGGCGACUUGUACCCACUCAUCACAAUCCGGCAGACCUCGGAACACGCGGUUGUAAAUCUCACGAACUUGUGAAUCAUACCCAGUGGUGGCACGGACCAUCAUGGUUACAUCAACCCGUUUCUGAGUGGCCAACUCGAAAUCCCUUGAAAACUGCUGAAAAAUCUUCUCAAAUUCAGACUUUACUAACAGCAGUUCAAGAAGAAGAUAUUCUCAAUAGAUUCUCAUCUUACAUAAAGUCUGAAUUUGAGAAGAUUUUUCAGCAGUUUUCAAGGGAUUUCGAGUUGGCCACUCAGAAACGGGUUUAUGUAACCAUGAUGGUCCGUGCCACCACUGGGUAUGAUUCACAAGUUCGUGAGAUUUACAACCGCGUGUUCCGAGGUCUGCCGGUUUGUGAUGAGUGGGUACAUGUCGCCAAUUUGCCUUCGGAACAAGACGAUGAAUUUGAGCAAUUCGAUUUGCCACAUAAGUUUCCCAUGAUGAAGGAGUUUUAG
Molecule: messenger RNA, 2772 nt
Organism: Lucilia cuprina (Australian sheep blowfly)
Lineage: Eukaryota; Metazoa; Arthropoda; Insecta; Diptera; Calliphoridae
Exons: 3
Coding region: 1-2772 (923 amino acids)
Source: RefSeq, a predicted model, not a curated record